CAGCGCCGUUGGGGUAGGCAGGAGAAGAGGGCCGGCCGAAGGUGACGCGGUGGCUGCGGAGGUGUGGGGCUCCGCGGCACUCCGAGCGGUGGAUGGCGGCGGGAUGGAGCGCGAGGGGAGCGGCGGUGGCGGCGGCGGCGGGUCAGCCGGGCUCCUGCAGCAGAUCCUCAGCCUGAAGCUCGUGCCGCGGGUGGGCAACGGGACCCUGUGCCCCAACUCCACUUCGCUCUGCUCCUUCCCAGAGAUGUGGUAUGGCGUGUUCCUGUGGGCACUGGUAUCUUCUGUCUUCUUUCAUGUCCCCGCUGGAUUACUGGCCCUCUUCACCCUCAGACAUCACAAAUAUGGUAGGUUCAUGUCUGUAAGCAUCCUGCUGAUGGGCAUCGUGGGACCAAUUACUGCUGGAACCUUGACAAGUGCAGCAAUUGCUGGGGUUUACCGAGCAGCCGGGAAGGAGAUGAUCCCCUUUGAAGCCCUCACCUUGGGCACUGGGCAGACGUUCUGUGUACUGGUGGUCUCUUUUUUACGGGUUUUAGCUACGCUAUAGCAUAUGAGUGACAUCACUGUGAUGUCACACCUGCGUUUC
Messenger RNA from Acomys russatus (golden spiny mouse), 583 nucleotides. It is a transcript of the gene Tmem170a, whose product is annotated as transmembrane protein 170A. Bases 104 to 544 code for a protein of 146 amino acids. Gene Ontology annotation, cellular component: endoplasmic reticulum membrane. Gene Ontology annotation, biological process: endoplasmic reticulum tubular network organization. The transcript has 3 exons. The record is from RefSeq and is a predicted model, not a curated record. Lineage: Eukaryota; Metazoa; Chordata; Mammalia; Rodentia; Muridae.